AUGGCGUUGCGUGAUUUGGAGCAGAGAGUUCAGCAAUCAAAGGACGACAUUAGAUCAAUCCAGGGAAUUGUGAAUGCUUGGAUGGAACAUGCCCUCUUUUUCAGGAAAGGUAAAAAAGAAACUCUAUUAUACCUGGAUGACAAAGGAGAAAGACUCGCUAAAAUACACAAAAUGCUGCAAGAAGAUAGCUACCAGAUCCAUCAUCUUGUUGAGGGCAAUUAAAAGCUUUUUCAAGCAGAUUCCUCCUCAGCCUCUUGGAAGUAUAUAGAGUAUAUUGAUGACAUUGUGGUCGAUGGUUUAUACAACACCAUAAUGUGUUCUUUAUACUUAUUUUUUGAGAACACAGAAGAAAGUUUGAAACCGACUCCACUUUUUCAAGCACAAAUUAUGACAGAGAUUGAAUUUAAACCUUCUCUAGAGAAAGAGGCUGGUGAUGGCUCUUAUGAUCUAGUAGAUGAACUCCUGCGUGGUGUUUUCUGAACGUCUGCCCAGGUGAAAAGGGUAGCAGCACACCUGGGAUGAGAACAUUACCAGAAUGAUAUGGACAUGUUUGAUCUGUCUGAAAUCAGGCAGGAGAUUAUGGAGAGAGUGGCAAAUGUUACCAACAAGGCCCUGGAGGACAGGAGAUCUCUUGGUAGGAUGCAUCUCUGGCUGGAGAACAGGUCUGAGUUCAUGAAGCAAUUCCUUCUCUGUGGUCGUGGUUUGGAAUCCACAAAGAUGCCUCUUACUGAUGAAGUCUCUCAACAGCCUCCCACUAUUAAACUGUUUAAAGAGCAGGGGAAGCAGGUCGAAUUCAGAGAAAGAUUUACAAUGGAAGCUUCCUUUCAGUUUGAUGCUGAAAAUGCAUAUUUGCUCCUCUUUAAGGCAAAUCAAGACCUUGAGAUGGUAGAAAAGGAAAUAUUACUAAUGCAGGAAUCUGCAAAACUAUUUGAAGUAGCUAUUCCAGACUACAAGCAAAGGAAACAAUGUGGAAAAGAAGUGCAGCUGCCUAAGAGACUUUGGGAUGUUAGUGUUUAUAUUAAUAGCAGCAUUGAUGAUCGGGCUAAAACCCAGUGGAGACAGAUUAAUGUGGAACAGAUGGAUGUGGAGCUCAGAAGGUUUGUCAAGGAAAUGCAGUCUUUGGAUAAAAAAGUUCGCUCCUGGGACGUAUAUAGGGACUUGGAGUUAAAGAUGAAGAAUCUGAUGUCAUUGCUGAGAACAAUAUUGGAGUUGUCAAAUCCUGCAGUCAGAGAAAGACGCUGGUACCAGGUCAUGGAGGUGACAAGAGUCAGGCUUUUACUAGCGGAAGAUGCUACCUUGACAGACCCUCUGGGACUCCAGCUUCAUAAAGUAGAAGAUGAAGUCCAAAGUAUAGUUGACAAUGCUGUGAAAGAGUUGGGUACUGAAAAGAUUUUGGCAGGAAUCAGCCAAACAUGGGCUGCCAUGGAAUUUUCUUACAAAGAGCAUCACAGGAAUGGAUCUCCUUUAAUAAAGUCAGGUGAACAGCGGCUUGAAACUUUAGAUAACAAUCAAGUUCAGCUGCAAAUGAUUCUGAAAAGUAAAUAGGUGGCAUAUUUCACUAGAGUGAAAGGUUGGCAAAAUAAUUUAAACAUGGCAUAUUCUGUCAUUUCCAUUUGGAUGGAAGUUCAAUGCACAUGGUCUCAUCUAGAAAGUAUUUUUGCUGGCUCUGAAGAUAUCAGAAGCCAGAUACCUGAAGAUGCGAGAUUUGAUGAAAUCAGUAGAAAAUUCAAAUGGUUGGUGAGUGACAGAGCAAACAUAAAAAAUGUGAUGGAAGGUGCAACCAAGCCAAAGCUGUAUGGAAAAUCUGAAGCUUUGCAGCACAGACUUUCUCUUUGUGAAAAAGCUCUGGCUGAAUAUUUAGAAACCAAGUGCAUUGCUUUUCCUCAUUUCUGUUUUGUUUCUUCAGCAGACUUGCUAGACAUCCUUUCAAAAGGAACACAGCCCAAACAGGUGACCCAUCACAUCAUCAAACUUUUUGACAACAUUGCUGAUGUUAAUUUUCAAGACAACGUAGAGGAAUCUGUGAAUAUUGCCCUUGAGAUGUACAGCAGAGGGGAGGAGCGUGUUGCCUUCUACGAAGGGUGUGGAUGCAGUGGUCAGGUAGAGUCUUGGUUGCAACACCCUGAGGAAACUGUACACCAAACAGUGCAUCUCCACAUCAUGGAGACGAUACCGGCCUAUGAGGGGAAGCAGAGAGAACAGUGGGGUUUUGACUACCCAGCCCAGGUUGCACUUAAUGGUUCACAAAUCUGGUGGGUUUCAGAUGUUGCAAUGGCAUUCGGCAGGCUAGAAGAGGGCUUGGCAUCAGCCCUGAAGGAUUGCCGCAAGAAGUGGGUCAUUCAGCUAAAUGCUGUCAUUACUGUGCUGCUUGGAGAACUUUCCUUGGGUGAUUGAUGGAAAAUCAUGACCAUUUGCACUAUAGAUGUUCAUGCUAGAGAUAUAGUAGCAAGCCUUGAGGCUCAGAUGGUCACCAGUUCCUGAGGUUUUCCUUGGCUGCCACAGCCACCCCACAGAUGGGAUGACACCCAGGAACACUUUUGCCACACUUGCGAUGCUCAGCUUCAGUACUUUUAUGAGUACUUGGGAAAUACCCCUUGGCUCAUUAUUACACCUUUGACUGACAGGUGUUAUAUUACUCACGCUUAGUCUCUCCACCUAACAAUGAGCGGUGCUCCUGUAGGACCAGCCAGCACAGAUAAAACAGAGACCACCAAAGAUCUAGGCCAUGCUUUUGGUAUGAUGGUGUAUAUCUUCAACUGUUCUGAGCAAAUGGAUUACAAGUCUAUAAGGAAUAUCUAUAAAGGUUUGGUCCAGACAGAAGCUUGGGGAUGCUUUGAUGAAUUCAGUCACAUCUUGGUAGAAAUUCUGUCAGUGGUGGCAGUAGUAAAAAUUAUCCAUGAUGCAAUUAGGAACAAGAAAAAGUGAUUUUUAUUCCUUGGUGAAAACAUUACGUUGAAGUCAUCAGUUGGAGUAUUUAUUACCAUGAACCCAGGAUACGCGGGUCAGACAGAACUGCCUGAAAAACUCAAAGCUCUGUUCUGACUCUGUGCCAUGGUUGUCCCUGACGUUGAACUGAUCUCUGAAAUUAUGUUGGUUGCUGAAGGGUUUAUUGAUGCACACUUGUUAGCCAGGAGGUUUAUUACCUUGUGUACUCUCUGCAGGGAACUGCUUUCUAAACAGGGCUGUUAAGACAGGGGACUUUGUGCUAUCAAGCCAGUCUUGGUAGUUGCUGGCUCACUGAAAGGAGGAGGCAAGAGCAGGCCUGAGGAUCAGGCGUUUAUGUGAGCCUUGAGAGACUUCAAUUUGCCUAAAAUAGUGACAGAUGAUAUCCCAAUUUUCGCAGGCCUGAUCAGUGACCUGUUUCCAGCUCUGGAUGUUCCAAGGAAGAGGAACCUGCAAUUUGAACAGAUGGUUAAACAAUCUACCCUGGAGCUUCCCUUGCAGCCUGAAGAGAGCUUCAUUCUCAAAGUUGUUCAGCUGGAGGAUCUCCUGGCAGUGCGUCACUCAGUGUUUGUUGUUGGAAAUGCGGGGACUGGGAAGAGUAAGGUGCUCGAAGUUCUGCAUCACAUGUACGUAAACACGAAACAAAAGCCUGUUUGGAAUGACCUUAACCCAAAAGCUCUGACAGCUGAUGAGCUCUUUGGUUUUCUGCACCAUGGAACCUGAGAACGGACAGAUGAUCUCCUGUCAUCUCUUCUGAGAGACCAAGCUAAUAUUACCCAGGAGGGGCCAAACCAGUUAGUUUUAGAUGGGGAUAUAUAUCCUGUGUGGAUUAAGUUGCUCAACGCUGUUAUGGAUGACAACAAGGUUCAGACCCUUACAAGCAAUAAACGUGUGCCUCUGACCCCAUCAAUGUAGCUGCUGUUUGAGGUACAACAUUUAAGAGCUGCUACUCCAGGUACGGUAUCCAGAGCUGGUAUUCUCUAUCUGAACAUCCAGGACCUGGGGUGAAAUCAGUAUGUUGCCAGCUGGCUGGAAACAAGGCGAUACCAAUCCAAAAAAGCUAACUUGACUGCUCUUGAUAAAUAUGUGCCUCCUUACUUAGAACAACUCAGAACAAGCUUUAAAACUAUUACUCCUAUUUCUGAGAACAGUAUGGUUCAGAAACUCUGUUCUGUGCUGGAUUGUUUGCUGACCCCUGAAAAGGUGCCAAUGGAUUGCCCUAGAGAGCUCGAGGAGAUGUAUUACUUUGCUUGUAUUUGGGCGUUUGGUGGGGCACUCUCUCAAGAUCAGCUUUCGAAUUACUAAGCUGCGUUGAGCUGCUGGUGGCUUAAGAAGAUGAAGGCAGUGAAGCUUCCAUCCCAGGGCACAGUGCUGGAUUAUUACCUUGAUCCAGAGACGAGGAAGCUCCUGCCCUGGGUGAAUAAGGUCCCAAGUCCUGAUGCGGAUCCAGAUGCACCUCUGCGGGCAAUCUUUGUUCGCGCAUCUGAGACUGAACGUCCCAAAUAUUUUAUUGAUUUGCUCUUCACAAAAGCCAAACCAGUCAUGCGUGUUGGAAAUGCUAGAGAAGGAAAAACAGUAUUUGUAGGCGAAGCUCUCUCUGAAGACAAGCUCCUGGCUAACAUCCCUUUCAACUACUCCACAACAUCAGCAGCACUCCAGAAUAAGGUUAAGGAUGAAGAAGGAGUAUUCCUAAUUCAGGGUUUAAAAGUACAGCUGAAGAAAGAAGCUGGUCAUAACUAUGGUCAAGUAGGAAAUAAGGAACUUAUCUAUAUUAUUGAUGAUUUGAAUAUGCCUGAAGUGGAUAGAUACAGAACAGUUCAACCUCAUGCAUUGGUUUGGCAGCAUAUAUAUUAUGGACACUGGUUUGAUAGGCAGCAGCUAACUAUUAAAGAAAUUCGUAAUUGUCACUAUAUUGCCUGUGUGAAUCCAACUGCUGGCAGCUUGACUAUCAACCCUCACUUUCAGAGACAUUUUGCAGUAGUUGCUUUGAACGUCCCUUCUUCAGAUUGCCUGACUACCAUCUAUAGCAAGACAGUUUACUUCCACUUCCAGCAACGUGCUUUUACUCCAUCAGUCAUCAAGAAUAUUCCAGCUGUAGUACAAGCAGCUAUAUGGCUUCACCAGGCAGUGGUUCAAAGCUUCCCACCAACUGCUAUUAAGUUCCCCUAUAUCUUUAACAUGAGACCUCUUCAGCAUCUCCUUCAGGGCGUUCUGUUUGCUACACCCAAGCAUUUAUGGCAGCCAAAUGAUCCUCAGAGUCUCUGGUUUCAUGAAUCAGCACGUGUCUAUGGGGAUAAACUGGUGCAAAACAAAGACUGUAAUUUCUUCUCUAAAAUGAUGAUGGACACUAUGCACAAGUAUUUUGAGAAUGUGGAAGACCAAGUGUUGCUGCAGUCUCUGCUCAUCUAUUGCCAUUUGGCAAACGGAAGAGCAGACCCUUGCUACACACCAGUGAAAGGGUGGAAACCACUGAGGAAUAUACUCAAGGAGUUCCUAGAAAGCUACAACGAAGUGCAUGUUUCUAUGGACCUAGUCUUAUUUGAGGGUGCCAUGCAGCAUGUGUGCUGGAUCAGUCGUAUCCUAGAAGCCCCUAGGGUUUAUGCGCUUCUGACUGGAGUUGGUGGUAGUGGUAAACAAAGCUUGUCGAGGCUGGCAGCAUACAUCUGUUCCCUGGAGGUUUGCCAAAUAGCACUGGAGAAAGACUACGGCAUCCAGGACCUGAGGGUAGCUCUUGCCAGUUUGUACAUCAAGACUGGUGCCAAGAACAUUCCCACAGUGUUUUUGCUGACAGAUGCCCAGGUUCCAGAUGAACGCUUUCUUGUGCUGAUUAAUGACUUGUUGGCAUCAGGAGAGUUUCCAGAUCUGUUCAGUGAUGAAGAUGUGGAGAUCGUAGUUACAGGAGUGGAGAAGUGCUGGAGGUUCUUCUUGAGUAGAGUGUGGUUGCGGUUAAAAACCGCUCUGUGUUUCUCUGUGGCCGGUGCCACGCUGCGAGGGCAAGCUCGGAAGUUCCCAGCUGUGGUGGACUGCACCGCUAUCGACUGGUUUGGUGAGCGGCGGCGGGAAGCCCGGCGGGCUGGCAGCGGGAGGCUGGUUGAGGAAGCCAAGGGGGUCGAGCCACUCAUCCAGGACUCCAUUUGAGAUUUCGUGGCUUAUGCCCAUACCAGUGUGAGUAUGCUGAGUGCCAAAUGCAAUUGUAAUAAGAGGCGAUACAAUUACACCACUCUGAAGAGUUUUCUGGAGCAAAUCACACUUCGUAAGAUCCUCAGAGAAGAAAAGCAAGGAGAUGUUGGGACACGGGAGCACCUGGUGAAUGGCAUUCAGAAGCUGAAGGCAGGAGAUUUGCAGGUAGAAGAUCUAAAAUCCAAACUUGCUUCUCAAGAGGCAGAACUGCAACUGAGAAAUCAAGAUGCUGAAGCUUUGAUUGCUGAGAUAGGGUUUCAGACUGAGAAAGUGAGACAAGAAGAGGCUAUUGCAGAUGCAGAGGAGCAAAAGGCUAGUCUUACAGAACUGAAAGCCUUCAACAACACACCAAUGGCUGUAAUCAAUGUUAUUGCUGCAGUAACGGGUUUACUGGCUUGUAAAGGGAAAGUGCCCAAAGACCAAAGCUGUACAGCUGCAGAUGUCUUUAUGGGAAAGGUUGAUGAUUUCUUACAAGCUUUAAUCAACUAUGAUAAGGAGCAUAUUCCUCAGAAUUGUCUGAAAGUCGUCAAGGAACAGUACUUUAAGGAUCCAGAUUUCAACCCAAAUUAUGUUCGUACAAAAUCCUUGGUGGCAGCUGGUCUCUGUGCCUGGGUCAUCAAUAUAGUAAAAUUCAAUGAGGUGUAUUGUGAGGCAGAGUCAAAACGUUAUGCAUUGGCCCAGGCAAAUGCUGAAUUAGCAGCCGCUACAUAAAAUCUAGAAGCCAUCAGGAAAAAGCUUCUUGUUCUGGAUAGUGGUCUGCGUGAGCUCACAGCAUCACUCGAGAAAGCAGUUGCAGAGAAAGUCCAAUGUCAAGACGAUGUAAACUGAACAAAUAAAACUAUUGAGUGGGCAAACAGGUUGGUCAUGGGAAUUGAGUCUGAAAAUAUGCGUGGGAGCCAGUCCCUUAAAAACCUCGAAGCACAAAAGAAUUUAUGCAGUGACGUCUUAUGAACAGAAGCAUUUGUGUCUUACCUUGGACCCUCCACAAAACAGUAUUGCCAGGAACUGAGGGAACAUCUCUGGAUUCCUUUUCUGAAGUCACAAAAGCUAAAAUUUACUGUUCCUAGUCCUGUGACGGAGGGCCCGGACCCGAUUGCCACGUUGAAGGAUGAUGCUGUGAUUGCGGCAUGGAGUCACAAGGGACUGCCCGGUGAUAGGAUGUCAACAGAAAAUGCCACUAUUCUAACAAACUGCGAGCGCUGGCCUCUGAUGAUGGAUCCCCAGCAGCAGGGAAUUAAAUGGAUAAAGAAUAAAUAUGGAGCUGACCUUAAAGUCAUAUGUCGAGUCCAGGAAGGGUUUCUGAAGACCAUUGAAAGAGCUUUGGCUUGUGGAGAGACUGUGCUAAUCAAAAACAUGGGAGAAUUUCUUGAUUCCGCACUUGAUCCCCUGCUUGGAAGACAUACAGUUAAAAAGGGAAAAUAUAUCAAGAUUGAAGACAAGGAAUUCAACAAGAAUUUCCGUCUCAUCCUUCACACUAAGCUGGCUAACCCUCAGUACAAGCCAGAACUGCAGGCUCAGACCACCCUCAUUAAUUUCACUGUCACCAGGGAUGGGCUGGAAGAGCAGCUGUUGGCUGAGGUUGUUAGUGCUGAAAGGCCGGACUUAGAAAAACGUAAGUCAGCCCUGGCCAAGCAGCAGAGCUGUUUCGGGAUCGAGCUCAGGCGGCUGGAGGAUGCCGUGCUGCUCAGCCUGUCGGCUGCCCGGGGCAGCUUCUUAGGCAACGGUGAACUUGCAGAGAAAUGCGAAUCAACAAAGUCAACCGCAGCAGAAAUACAGCGCAAGAUAGCUGAAGCCAAAGAAAAUGAAGCUCGGACAAGAGAGCAUUAAAGACCAACAGCCAUAAGAGCGUCCAUUCUUCACUUUGUUAGUAACAGCCUGGGCAGCAGCAACCCUGUCUACCGGUGUUCACUGAAGGCCUUCAAUGCAGUCUUCCACAACGCAAUGAAGCAGGCUGAAAAAUCAGGGGAUAUUCAGUGUCGUAUCUCUAACCUGACAGAAGCUGUCACAUAGUCAACCUUUCUUUUCCCAAGAUAAAGACCUUUUGAAAAGGAUAAGCUCAUUUUCCUGGCCCAAACAGAUUUUCAGAUUCUUCUAAGAAGUAAAGAGAUAGACUAUGAAUUGGAUUUCCUUCUUCGAUUCAGAGUUGAACACAAGAGUCCUGUUGACUUCUUAACUACUCAGUCAUGGAGUGCCAUUAGGGCUGUGGCAGUGAUGGAUGUGUUCAGGGGGUUAGAUAAAGAUAUUGAAAGAUCCACCAAGAGGUGGAAGAAGUGGGUGGCCUCAGUUCCAGAAAAGGAAAAGGCCCCCCAGGAAUGGACAAACAAAAGCUCUCUUCAGAAACUAAUCAUAUGGAGGGCACUCCGUCUGGACAAAAAGCCGUAGGCUCCUAGGAACUUUGUGGAUGAAAAGCUUGGCUCAAGAUAUGCAGAAAACACAAGGAUGGAUUUAGCAAAAUCCUAAGACAACAGUCGAGCCGAUCCUCUGUUUUUCAUGCUGUCUCCCGGAGUAGACCCACUUGAAGAUAUUGGGACACCAGGCAAAAAGCUUGGGUUCACUAUAGACUCUGGAAGAUUUCAUAACAUCUCUCGAGGACAAGGGCAGGAGAUGGUUGCAGAGGAGGCGCUCAAGAAGACUGCCAGACAUGGCCAUUGGGUUCUUUUCCAAGUGAAUUUUCAUCUUGUAGCCAAGUGGCUAGGAACCUUGGAAAAACUCCUUGAGCAAUACAGUGAAGAAAGCCAUCCUGAUUUCCAUGUCAUUAUCAGUGCUGAACCAGCUCCACCCCCAGAAGAACACUUCAUUCCUCAAGGAACACUAGAAAACUCGAUUAAACUUACCAGCGAACCUUCUGCAGGGAUGCUGACUAAUUUGCAUGCUGCGCUCUACAGUUUUGACCAGGAUACCCUUCAACUGUGUACCGGGGAAAGGGAAUUUAAAGGCAUCCUGUUUUCUCUGUGCUGUUUUCACACUUGUGCUGCUGGGAGACUGAAGUUUGGCCCUCAGGGCUGGGAUGGAAGGUACCCCUUCAGUGCUAGAGAUCUCCCCGUCUGCAUCACUGUCCUCCACAACUAUCUAGAGAUCCACACGAAGGUAGGAAUUCCGUGGGAAGACCUGGUGAGGUCUACCUCUGGUGAGAUCAUGUGUGGUGGCCACAUCACCGACGUCUGGGACCGAAGGCUCUGCUGUGUGUAUCUGCAAGAAUUCAUCAGCCCAGCUAUGAAUCUUGAAGGGGAGCUGUCUCUGGCACCAGGUUGUUUGGCCCCACCAAAUCUGGAUUAUGCUGGAUACCAUAAAUACAUAGAUUAAAUGCUUCCAUCUGAAAUCCCUGUAGUAUACGGACUGCACCCAAGAUUAUCUCUUCAAGCUAUUUUGGAAGUGCAACCCAUGAAUUUAUUCAUAGGAGCAGGAUCAGGCCAGUCUACAGAGGAAAAGGUUAAGAAUGUCCUGGAUGAUAUUCUGGAGAUGCUUCCCAAGGAGUUCAACAUGGCAGAAAUCAUGCAGAUGCCUGCUGCCUGGAGCCUGUGCCCUCAAGAGUGUGAGAGGGUGAACCUCCUCCUUUCAGAACAUAGGUCUCUUAAACAGCUGGACCUCGCUCUGAAGGGGGAGUUGAUGUUUUAUCCUCACAUGGAAGUGCUGCAGUCUGCGCUCUUCUGCGAUGCUGUGCCAGACACAUGGACUAAACUAGCACAUCCAUCCAUGUACAGCCCUGCCCACCGCGUUACUGAUCUUCUCAUGCGAUACGUAGAACUUGAGAUCUGGACACAGGACCUUGUGCUGCCAGCAGCAGUGGUGUGGCUUUCUGGCUUGUUCAAUCCUCAGUCCUUUCUGACAGUUUUAAUGCAGAGCAUGGCAUGCAAGAACCAAUGGCCUUUGGAUAAGGUGCACUUGACUGCAGAUGUUACCAAAAAGACCAAAGAAGAUUAUGGCCACCCACCAAGGGGACAAGCCUGUAUCUGUGGGCUUUUCAUGGCAGGCUCCAGGUGGGACAUCCAGCUGGGGACCAUAGCUGAAGCACGGCUCAGGGAACUGACUCCUGCAAUGCCAGUCAUUUCCGUAAGGGCUAUUCCAGAGGAUCGAAGGGAAAAAGAAUGUUCAGUAUAUAAAACCAAAAGCAGAGGGCCAACUUACAUUUCAACCUUAAAUCUGAAAAGCAAGGAGAAGCCAGCUAAAUGCGUUCUGGCAGGAGGAGCUUUACUCUUGGCAGUUUAG
Charadrius vociferus (killdeer) is the source of this 10329-nucleotide messenger RNA. It is a transcript of the gene DNAH11, whose product is annotated as dynein, axonemal, heavy chain 11. NCBI's taxonomy places the organism in Eukaryota, Metazoa, Chordata, Aves, Charadriiformes, Charadriidae. Gene Ontology annotation, biological process: microtubule-based movement. The record is from RefSeq and is a predicted model, not a curated record. Gene Ontology annotation, cellular component: dynein complex. Gene Ontology annotation, molecular function: dynein intermediate chain binding; ATP binding; minus-end-directed microtubule motor activity.